This is a messenger RNA of Solea solea (common sole), 2150 nucleotides long. RefSeq names its product isoaspartyl peptidase/L-asparaginase. The transcript has 7 exons. Gene Ontology annotation, molecular function: asparaginase activity. The coding region runs from base 73 to 1056 and encodes 327 amino acids. The record is from RefSeq and is a predicted model, not a curated record. NCBI's taxonomy places the organism in Eukaryota, Metazoa, Chordata, Actinopteri, Pleuronectiformes, Soleidae.
GAAGACACGGCAAUGAAAGGGUGGAAGUGAAAAUAGAAACACUUUUGCCAAGUCCUUCAAAACCACGUGACUAUGGCGGAGCGUUUUUCCCGCGGGAGUAAAUGUGAGGAUUUGGAAAGUAACUUAAAUAUGUCAGGAGUUGUAGUCGUACACGGCGGGGCGUGGGCCAUACCAGAUGAACUGGCCGAGGCCUCCGUUAACGGAGUCAAGGCUGCAGCACGUAAAGGGAUCUCGGUGCUGAAAACAGGAGGAAACUCAGUGGAUGCUGUUGAAGCAGCGGUGAGAGCUCUGGAGGAUAAUCCUGUGUUCAACGCAGGCCAUGGAGCAACACUUAACGCUGAUGGAGAAGUGGAGAUGGAUGCCAUUAUCAUGGAUGGGAGAACACUUGCCAGUGGUGCUGUGUCUUGUUUGAAGGACAUUGCCAACCCAGUGUCGCUGGCGCGAGCGGUGAUGGAAAAGACUUCCCACAUCAUGUUGACAGGAAGAGGUGCAAACAUGUUUGCAGACAGCAUUGGUAUGGCCACAGUCCCCAUUGAAACACUGGUGACUGAGUUUGAGAGGAAAGAAUGGGAGAAACACAAGAAAUAUGUGACUGGAGUGAUGGAGGAUUUUAACUCUCAGUGGGCACAUGAUACUGUUGGAGCAGUUGCCGUGGACUGUGCUGGUAAUGUUGCAUGUGCAACAUCAACUGGAGGAAUCAGAAAUAAGAUGGUCGGCAGAGUAGGAGACUCUCCAGUUAUUGGCGCUGGAGCGUAUGCAGACAACUUCAAUGGUGCAGUAUCUUGUACAGGUCAUGGAGAGUCCAUUCUUAAAGUCACACUGGCCAGACUCAUUCUUUCACAUAUUGAACAAGGUAAAUCGGUGGCAGAUGCUUCACACGUGUCUUUGCGGUACAUGGGAGAGCGUGUUCGAGGAGCUGGUGGUGCGAUUGCAGUUACUCCAUCAGGGCAGUGGGCAGCCUCAUUUACCACAGAGCGGAUGGCUUGGGCAGCUGUGGAAAAUGAUAUUCUGUGGUAUGGAUUAGACCCGAAUGCAAGAUUAAAUGAGACAUUGUAGAAAUAACAAUUUCAUACCCAAAAACAUGGGUGUUGCAUGUAGCCUAAGAAAAGUGUUUUCUUCUGUAUAUUGUAAAAAGUUAGGUUCUCUUACUUUAAUUCUGGAGACACAGGAGCAACUAGUCCGUACAAUUAAAAUUACCUAGUUAUCUGUGUUGCAUAUCACAUAUGCAAAUAUUGGAUUUGCCUAAUGUCUUUCAUCAAAUUGAUUUUAAGGUAGUGUGUAAAAUGUUGCGACAAUGUUGCAUGUGAAUACUGUAUGUCUUACCUCACCCAUCUGUUCCCAGUGUGUUGGAGAACCUAGGUAGACUUUGUUAUUAUGUAUACAAAUAUUGGUAUAAUUAUUUUGUCUCCAAUUUCUGAUUAGAUUUCCCUUACAUUUCACACAUUGGAUUUUAAAAACACGUGUUUUAUUGGUUAGCACUUGACUCAGGGACAUUAAAUACAGCUGACCCCUAUGUUUCAGCUGUGUAUACCAGGAAUUGCUGUGUCCUGGAUGAACGGACAGGUCUAAUUCCUCACACUGUAUAAAAAUAAACACCAUUGCUGUUUGCAAGGACAAAGUGCUGCGGUGUUUGUGCAUCUUCAGUGCUCUUCAAGCACCAUUAAUUAAGCUGUUGUUAACAACAGCCUCACAAUGAUCCUCCACCUAUUUUGACCUAUUUGUUGCCCUGUCUAUGAAACAGUGGCUGGUUGAUGAUUUAGAGAACAUGCCUAUUUUCUUCCACAUUAAAUUGAAUUGUUUGUUGUUUACAUAUUUCACUGACUGAAGUGGAGACAGGAGAGUGACAUUUUAUUGUUUUAUAGGUCUUGACACCCAUACCUUUCAUACAUUAUUUUUGAUGGACAGUUUUCAUUUAUUUUUUGCCUGCCAUUUAUAGAAAUGUAGAUUUAAAUAAAUUGUUGGACUUGUAGAUGUUGAGUGACAGUUUUCAAGCACCAAGUAUCUUAAAUAUUAUUCAUCGAAAUCGUUGAUUCCUGUCAUAGUGUUAUUUCAUAGACUUUUGUUAUUUUACUUUGUAGUUCCUACAUGGCGCUUAUCUUACAAAUGCUAGAAUGUGUGAAUCAAAUAUAAAAAAUAAAUAUUUAAAUGUA